Molecule: messenger RNA, 2561 nt
Organism: Carcharodon carcharias (great white shark)
Lineage: Eukaryota; Metazoa; Chordata; Chondrichthyes; Lamniformes; Lamnidae
Product: solute carrier family 22 member 5-like
Exons: 10
Coding region: 68-1735 (555 amino acids)
Biological process (GO): transmembrane transport
Cellular component (GO): membrane
Molecular function (GO): transmembrane transporter activity
Source: RefSeq, a predicted model, not a curated record
CUCUCCAACAGCACAUUGCCGCAGCCUGACGAAGAAAUUCGCUGCCAGUCCUCUCUCUGCCACUAACAUGCGGGAUUACGAUGAAAUCACUGCUUUUCUUGGAGAAUGGGGACCCUACCAGAAAGUUAUCUUCUUCCUCUUGAGCCUCAGCAUCUUUCCCAACGGUUUCUGCGGAAUGUCCAUUGUUUUUGUCGGGGAUGUUCCAGAGCAUCGCUGCUCAAUUCCCCGGAAUCUCAAUCUGAGUGAAGCGUGGUUGAAUCGGACUAUCCCUCUGGAACAAGAGAGAGGCAAACUCCAGUACAGCAAGUGUAGACGGUACCGGCUGGAUGUGAUAGUGAAUCUUUCGGAGACAUUUCGUGACCCAGAUUCUUUCAACAUGUCUGAGGUAGAACAGGAGCCCUGUCUGGAUGGUUGGGAGUACAGCAAGGAUCAGUACAUCUCCACCAUCGUCAGUGAGUGGGACUUGGUGUGUGACAAUGACUGGAAAGGGCCGUUUUCUAUGUUAGUUUUCUUCGUGGGAGUGCUGGUUGGUUCUUUUUGUUGUGGACAGUUAUCAGACAGGUUUGGGAGGAAGAAUGUUCUGUUUGGAACUAUGGCUGUACAGACUGGAUUUAGCAUGAUUCAGACGUUCUCUCCAAACUGGGAAAUAUUCUGCCUUCUGAAUUUCCUUGUGGGUCUUGGACAGAUUUCGAACUGGGUAUCUGCCUUUGUUCUUGGAUCAGAACUUUUGGGGAAAACCAUUCGGGUUAUAUUCGGUACACUAGGAAUUUGCAUUUUUUAUGCAAUCGGCUACACGACCCUGCCUUUGAUUGCAUACUUCAUUCGAAGCUGGCGGAUGUUACUUUUCAUCUUGUCUCUGCCCAGCGUGCUGUACAUUCCUUUGUGGUGGUUUAUUCCUGAAUCUCCACGCUGGCUGCUGUUAAAGGGAAGGGUACAGGAGGCUGAAGCAAUACUCCGACAUGCUGCAAAGAAAAAUCGUGUGACUCCACCAGCGGUGCUCUUCAAUGAACUUGAGCUUGAAGAUAUGAAGGCUAAAAGUAAACAAUCUUAUUCGAUUAUUCACUUGUUUAAAACCCAUAAUAUCCGAACCAUCACUAUCAUAAACCUUCUAGUUUGGAUGAUUCUAACAGCUGAAUACUAUGGCCUGUCUUUGAACACUCCUAAUCUCCACGGUGAUGACUAUUUGAACUGUUUCUUCGCUGCUGCCAUCGAAGUUCCGGCCUACAUAGCUGCUUGGCUUUUUCUCCAGAGGUUUUCCCGAAGGUUCAGCCUUUCAGGCUCACUGUUUCUUGGUGGAAUUGUCCUUUUCUUCAUCCAACUCAUACCUCCAGAUCUUUCAGCACUUGCCACAGUGCUGGUGAUGAUUGGAAAAUUUGGGACCUCAAGUGCGUUCUCCAUGGUUUAUGUUUUCACUGCCGAGUUGUACCCAACCGCGGUAAGAAACAUGGGUGUCGGAGUGGGCUCCACAGCCUCGAGGGUGGGCAGCAUCAUCUCGCCUUACAUUUUUUAUCUCGGCAUUUAUCAUGAGUUUCUCCCUUUUAUUCUGAUGGGAGGUUUGACAGUGUUUUCAGCAAUUUUGAUUUUGUUUCUGCCCGAAACAAUCAAUAUUCCUCUCCCAGAAACAAUUGAUCAGAUGCAGAACAUUAAGGGGUUCAAAUUUAGAAAUACUCACAGAAAUCACUUCUAUGGAAAUGGAGAAAACAUUACAAUGGUCAAUAAGAAUGAUGAAAUUUAACCCAACCCUGGCGACAGAUGAGCAGCAAUAGAAAAAUGGACAAGCAAUCGAUUCUUUCCAGUUUAUGUAACAGACUAACAUUAUCUCCUGUUGAAAUACCCUUAGCAAUGAAAUUACUAUACUCAGGGAACACCAUCAAAUACUCAGAUCAACAGGAAUUUGCACUAUUUUAUGUAUCUUAAAUUUUCUCACUUUCAUUUGGAAGCAACAAUGUAUUUCUAUGUAAAACAAAACUUUGUGUCUCACUUUGGGUUAGAAGUGUACUAUGUGCUCAAUUUUGAUAUUUAUACAAAGGAUCAGUGGAGUGCGCUGGUCAGCUGGUCACCCACACCCACAGUAAAGAAGUGUCUGCAAUAAUGAGGUGCUGACCACAUUUGCGUCCAGUUUGUAUGCUGUGGGGCACCAGGAUACAGCUGGCUGGGUUAAGGGCUCACAAUAUUGGGCUGCCAGCAAGGUUCUGGGAGUAUGGGCCACCAUUUUCGAGGGUGGAUUCCAGGGCAAUAACUCAGAUUAUUUUUGUAGAAUCUAGAGGAGUAUUCCUGAACCUCUGAACCCGACAAAAAUCAUGCCAAACUUACUGUCGAUGUAAAAGCAAAACACUGCAGUUGCUGGAAAUCUGAAAUAAAAACAGAAAAUGCUGGAAAAACUCAGCAGGUCUGCCAGCAUCGGUGAAGAGAGAAACAUAGUUAAUGUUUCGAGUCUGUAUGACUCUUCUUCAGAGCUGAAAAGAGGUAGUAAUGGGAACUGUUGAAGAGGGGAUGGAGCAGAUGGAGCCAAAUAGAAGGUCAGCAAUAGGUGGGAGCUUAGAAGAGAUUUGACAAGGAUA